GCGGCGGCAGCGGCCGGGAGCGGGAGCGGAGACCGGGAGCGGGACUGGGACGUGCCUCGGGUCGGCAGCGCAGGAUGGGUUGCGUGAAGUCAAAGGAAACUGGUGCCCAAGAGAAGAUGAUAAAAACUGACCCUGACCCCAGCCUCCAGCAGGGCCACUACGUGAGGGACCCCACUGCCACCAACAGGAGGAGCAAUAAUGUCCCCAGCGCAGCUGUGCCCCCACCCGAGGAUGCAGGAUGCCCAGGGAGCUCCCUCGCUGCAGGCUCGGGGGACACGGUGGUGCUGGCGCUCUAUGACUACGAGGCGAUGCACGCCGGGGACCUGAGCUUCCAGAAAGGGGAGCGGCUGAAGGUGCUGGAGGAGUCAGGGGAGUGGUGGCGAGCGCAGUCGCUGGUGACAGGGCACGAAGGCUUUAUCCCCAGCAAUUACGUUGCCCGAGCUGGCUCACUGGAGACAGAGGAGUGGUUUUUCAAGGGCAUCAGCCGGAAGGAUGCGGAGCGGCAGCUCCUUGGUCCCGGGAAUGUGGUUGGAUCCUUCAUGAUACGGGACAGUGAGACAACCAAAGGCUGCUACUCGCUGUCAGUGCGGGACGGGGACAGCGCCGUGAAGCAUUACAAGAUCCGGACGCUGGACAGUGGCGGCUUCUACGUCUCCCCACGCAGCAGCUUCAAUACACUGCAGGAGCUGGUCCAGUACUACAAGGGGCAGAGUGAUGGGCUGUGCCAGAAGCUCACCUACCCCUGCUGCGUGCCCAAACCCCAGAAGCCCUGGGAGAAAGAUGCCUGGGAGAUCCCUCGGGAGUCGCUGAGGCUGGAGCGGAAGCUGGGAGCCGGGCAGUUCGGAGAAGUGUGGAUGGCUACCUACAACAAGCACACCAAGGUGGCGGUGAAGACGAUGAAGCCGGGCAGCAUGUCCGUGGACGCCUUCCUGCAGGAGGCCAACCUGAUGAAGACGCUGCAGCACGACAAGCUGGUGAGGCUGCACGCGGUGGUCACCAGGGAGGAGCCCAUCUACAUCAUCACCGAGUUCAUGGAGAAAGGGAGCCUGCUGGAUUUCCUCAAGAGCAACGAGGGGAACAAGCAGCCGCUCCCGAAGCUGAUCGACUUCUCUGCGCAGAUUGCAGAAGGGAUGGCUUACAUCGAGAAGAGGAACUACAUCCACCGAGACCUGAGAGCUGCCAACGUGCUGGUGUCAGCAGCGCUCGUGUGCAAGAUCGCGGACUUCGGGCUGGCCAGAGUCAUUGAAGACGAUGAGUACACGGCCCGGGAAGGUGCCAAGUUUCCCAUCAAAUGGACUGCACCAGAAGCCGUCAACUAUGGAACUUUCACUAUAAAAUCGGAUGUUUGGUCCUUUGGGAUCCUCCUGACCGAGAUCAUCACCUACGGGCGCAUGCCCUACCCAGGGAUGACGAGCGUGGAGGUGAUCAGGGCCCUGGAGCACGGGUACCGGAUGCCCCGCACCGAGAACUGCCCCGAGGAGCUCUAUGACGUUAUGAUGAGGUGCUGGAAAACCCACCCCGAGGAUCGUCCCACCUUCGAGUACGUGCAGAGCAUUCUGGAGGAUUUCUUUACUGCCACAGAGAGCCACUAUCAGCAGCAGCCGUGACGCGGGGAGCCUGGGGAAGGCAGCGGAUACCCUGCACCGCGCACACGGUGCUCCCUGCUCUUCCCAUCCCACCGUGAUGUGCCUGCUCACACCUUCCUCUGCCCGCCCGGCCCAGGAGCUGGAGCCUUGCUGCUGGGGCUGGGCUGGAAGCGGGGCAGGAGGAAGCCCGAUGAAGGGAGAUGUGACCCAGGCACGUACCUUGUGCCUUUCACACGUGCCUGAGCAUCCCCAGCGCAGCCGCUCUGGGAAGCACCGGCUGCACAGGGCUCCAGCCGGCAGCACCACACGGGGGGGGCCGGGGCUGGGCCUGUUCCAGCUGCAAAGAGAAAACCACAGAUUAUUAUUAUUGAUCCACACUGUUUUGCAGAAGUAGGUGUUUUCUCUGCACCGGCCCUGGUGCGAUGCUGCUGUGCUCCGGCUGCCCUCUGCUCGCUGCGUGCCAGGGCAAUCCCAGAGGCUUCCCCCCGGGCCGUGGUGCACUGCAGCCCCCCAGCUCCUCCUCCGUCCAUGCUCCCGGCGGUCGGAUGUCAAGUGCUGCAGGAGCCCGCGUCCCUCCCGCAGGGUUUCUCAUGCAGGGGGCAGCAGGAGGGCGGCUGCGCUGGUACAGAUGAGCCCAGGCGCAGCUUUGCUCUGCUCCCAGCUGUGAUUUAACAUCUGUCCGGGACUCGCAGCCUCAGCGCCGGGCCGGGCGCUCUUUGCACUCACUCUAUGGUGUUAGUUUUAGUAUUUAAUAACGGGUUAUUUACGGAAGGGGCAGAAGGAGCACUUUGUUUCUAUAGCAUUGCCCUGCGCGUCUUCCAGCAGGGCCCCUCCGGGACUGGGAUUACACCCUCCUCCUCCAGUGAGGCCAAGUCCGGUGCUUCUGAGCUUUAGUGUCCCCUUUGGGAGCUGCUUUUUCUAAUCAGUAAAGUAUCGAUCAAUGAACCUC
This is a messenger RNA of Strigops habroptila (Kakapo), 2535 nucleotides long. RefSeq names its product HCK proto-oncogene, Src family tyrosine kinase (gene HCK). Bases 75 to 1607 code for a protein of 510 amino acids. The record is from RefSeq and is a predicted model, not a curated record. The transcript has 13 exons. NCBI's taxonomy places the organism in Eukaryota, Metazoa, Chordata, Aves, Psittaciformes, Psittacidae. Gene Ontology annotation, molecular function: non-membrane spanning protein tyrosine kinase activity; ATP binding; signaling receptor binding. Gene Ontology annotation, biological process: cell surface receptor protein tyrosine kinase signaling pathway; protein phosphorylation; cell differentiation. Gene Ontology annotation, cellular component: extrinsic component of cytoplasmic side of plasma membrane.